AUGAAACAAAUACAAGAUAUAGAAAGAGAAGCAAGAAAACUAGAAGAAGAGCUAGAAGACCUGCGAGAGGCCCCCUCUCUAUACAUGGUAAGAGAGAUGGUGCUGAAGGAUGCACAGGAGGAGCUAGAGAGAUACAAGCAGUCUCUCGAUAGGCUGCUGACGCCGCCAGAGCCCCCUAUAGAGAUAUAUCCUUUUCUUGAGGAGGAGCAGGCAAAGCUAUACCCAGAGGAGCGGGAGCUGCUGCAGGCGAGACAGGAGUUAGUAUUGAUGGAUGAAAAAUAUAAAACACUAGAAGCAGAGGCACAGAUACCAGCUGGAAACGCAGAAGAAGUUCAACUCGCUAAGGCCCUUUAUACACUACUCAAAGCAAAAGCUUUUGUUACUGAUGAAGAACUAAAAGCAGCAGGAGCUCUGGCUCUAGCUGAUAGAUUGAAUGCUUCACGGGAUAUGCCGCCGCCGGUGCCUCCAUAUCCUAGUGGGUACGGAACACCCACCAUUGGUGCUGCAGGUGACCCCAUGUCUCCUGCUGUUGGAGACCUACUGUCUCCUUCUGGUGAAGGCCCGCUGUCUCCAUACGGAGACCCACUGUCUCCUUUUGGGGGGGGACAGGAGGCGUUCGGUGCAGCUAUGGGGGCUGAUGAAGAAGUAUCUCACCUGCAAGACCCUGAGUCUGUUCGUGUUGCGAGAGAUGCAGUGAUUGCAGCAGAGAAACGUAUCGAUGAUAAAGUAGAAAGAAAGAAAGCAGUAGAUGAUGGUCUGGGUCACCUGUAUGCAGCAAUACCAGAGAUGCAGCAGUAUAUACAACAGCUAGAGAGAGGUGUUGAGAAUCUACGUAGAAAGCUAAAGGAGCAGGUAGAGGAGCCUGAAGCUGUUGCGUUUGCUUCUAUAGAGAAUAGAACAAAAAGAAUAAAUGAUAGAUUAAGAUUACUAAGAAGAAUGAGGCAUAAAUACUAUGAUUUCUCCCCAGAUAUGUUUACAUAUCUCGCUGGUGAAGGUGACCCUCAGCAUGCAUGGUUGGGUUUCUUAGAAAGAAAUGUUGAUGAUUCUCUUAUAGCACUAAGAGAAAUCCUAGAGAGCUACACAGAGAUACGGCUCUCAAGCAGCAAAGCUCAGCAUCUUCUUUGGGGGUUUAGGUUGACGGAGACACUGCAGCAGCUACCAGUAGCACUGCUAAUACAGAGAGCAUCAGAGGGGCCUGCUGGGGAGUUGCAGCAGCAACAUAUAAACAACAGAUGGCAAGAGAUAGAGGGGGAGUUGUAUGCUCUUGAAAUACAAAAAGAAGCAUACGAGCAAAGUGCUGAUGAACUGAGACAAGGACUUAAUGUACUUUCUGCUUCUCGGUAUUGGUGUGUAGAGUUGCCGCAGACGCUUGUUGCAGCUCAUUCAUAUCUGGUGAAGCUCGAGGAGACAGUGAAAUAUCUAGAGAAAAAACAAAUAUGGUUGUUGUCUAUAAGCAGAGAAAGUAUAGCGGAGACAGUUAACCAAAGUUUCUUGAAUGCUAUAACAGAAGCAAAGAGAAGAAAAGAAGAAUAUGGAGACGAUGAAGAAAUCCUAAAGAGUGUACAUGAAGCUCAUAUGGAGGCACUACAAGAUACAGAAAACCAAAUAUAUAAAACACUAGAAAGAGCAGAAAGAAGAGAAGCAGAUUUCUGUCCCCACUUCGAUGUCGGCACACUACCAGCUAUAAGGCCAAAAGCACCAGCAGAACCACCGCGUAUGUCUCAGGAGGAGAGAGAAGAAGAAGUAUUAAGAGAAACACCACAUGCAGUUAAUAUAGAAGCUCUUGAGAACCUCACUGGGCUUACACUCCCUAAUGUGCUGCAGCUGCGGAAAAAGAAAGCCCCCAAAAGAGCAGAAAACCCAUGA
Molecule: messenger RNA, 1866 nt
Organism: Eimeria mitis
Lineage: Eukaryota; Apicomplexa; Conoidasida; Eucoccidiorida; Eimeriidae
Exons: 1
Coding region: 1-1866 (621 amino acids)
Source: RefSeq, a predicted model, not a curated record